UAUUGACCGUCUUGUUCGAUUGUUUUGGACUUACAGUAUUUGAUUGUUUAAUUCUUUGCUUGGGGUCUUCUUUUUCUUCUUCUUCUCUCCAUCAUAAAGAUUAAGUAUGGCAACUUUGACUUUCGGUCCAACUCUCCCUACAUGGCCAAGGCCUUCCGUGUUUGAACAAAACAAAUCUCUUUUCAUUUCCAGAAGAAGAUCUAAGCAGAAGAACCUUUCUGUUUUUCCAGUAGCAAGGUUGUUUGGACCAGCUAUAUUCGAGGCAUCAAAGCUCAAGGUUUUGUUUUUAGGAGUUGAUGAGAAGAAGCACCCAGGGAAGCUUCCCAGAACUUACACACUUACUCAUAGUGAUAUAACAUCAAAACUUACCUUAGCAAUCUCGCAGACCAUUAACAACUCUCAGUUGCAGGGAUGGGCGAACAAAUUGUACAGAGAUGAAGUGGUGGCGGAAUGGAAGAAAGUGAAAGGAAAGAUGUCAUUGCAUGUCCAUUGUCACAUAAGCGAAGGCCAUUUCCUCUUAGACUGGUGUGCUAGACUUAGAUACUUCAUCUUCUGCAAAGAACUACCAGUGGUACUGAAGGCGUUCGUCCAUGGAGAUGGGAAUUUGCUGAAAAAGUACCACGAACUACAGGAGGCAUUGGUGUGGGUUUAUUUUCACUCGAACAUUCCACAAUUCAACAAAAUAGAGUGCUGGGGUCCGCUGGUGGAAGCUGCAGCACCUUCUGGUCCUGAGAAAAGGCAAGAUAUAUUGGCAAGUAACUGGGAAUUGCCUCAGCCAUGUCAACACAAUUGUGACUGUUGUUUUCCACCUAUGAGUUCCAUCCCAUGGCCACAAGAACUUCCCCCUCACAAUGAAAAACAUGGGUCCCAACACCACCCAAUGACUCUACCAAAUCCGGAAGAAAUUAUAGGAUAAACUACUUAUGUAGUCAUCUAACUAUUUGUGCAGUUU
This is a messenger RNA of Hibiscus syriacus, 952 nucleotides long. Its product is annotated as protein STAY-GREEN homolog, chloroplastic-like. The coding region runs from base 107 to 916 and encodes 269 amino acids. The record is from RefSeq and is a predicted model, not a curated record. NCBI's taxonomy places the organism in Eukaryota, Viridiplantae, Streptophyta, Magnoliopsida, Malvales, Malvaceae. The transcript is spliced from 4 exons.